Molecule: messenger RNA, 2022 nt
Organism: Ricinus communis (castor bean)
Lineage: Eukaryota; Viridiplantae; Streptophyta; Magnoliopsida; Malpighiales; Euphorbiaceae
Product: beta-fructofuranosidase, cell wall isozyme-like
Exons: 7
Coding region: 55-1785 (576 amino acids)
Biological process (GO): carbohydrate metabolic process
Molecular function (GO): hydrolase activity, hydrolyzing O-glycosyl compounds
Source: RefSeq, a predicted model, not a curated record
GACUUAACCUUCUCAUCAGUUCUCAUUUCAAAACAAAACUAUAAACUAUAAACUAUGGCCAUGGCCAUCUCUAUUUCUUUGAGCCUUUUCUUGUUCUUUGCUCUCUUUCUUGGCUAUGGAGUUUUUGAGCUUGAAGCUUCUCAUCAUAUUUACCAAACCCUUCAGAGUCUUGAAUCUGCAACAAGUCAACCUUAUAGAACUGCUUUUCACUUUCAACCUCCAAAGAACUGGAUGAAUGAUCCAAAUGGGCCAAUGAUUUACAAGGGAAUUUACCAUCUGUUCUACCAAUACAAUCCUAAAGGUGCAGUGUGGGGAAACAUUGUAUGGGGCCACUCAACAUCAAAAGACCUAGUUAAUUGGACCCCACAUGAACCAGCCAUUUACCCAUCUCAGCAAGCUGAUAUCAACGGCGCCUGGUCUGGUUCAGCCACAAUUCUGCCAGGUGGCACUCCUGCCAUUCUCUAUACAGGAAUUGACCCAUUAAACCAACAAGUUCAAAACUUGGCCUUACCCAAAAACCCAUCCGACCCAUACCUUAUUGAAUGGGUGAAGUCACCGGAAAACCCACUAAUGGCUCCCACUUCCCAAAACCAAAUCAAUGCCAGUUCAUUUAGAGACCCAACUACAGCUUGGAAAGGUCUCGAUGGAAAUUGGAGAGUAGUCAUUGGAAGCAAAAUUAACACUAAGGGAUUAGCAAUUCUUUACACAAGUAAAAAUUUUGUUAAUUGGGUCAAAGCGAAGCACCCGAUCCAUUCUGCUGAGGGCACCGGUAUGUGGGAAUGCCCUGAUUUUUACCCAGUAGCAAUUAAUAAGAAUACUGGAGUUGAUUUGUCAAAUCUAGGACCCGGCAUUAAAUAUGUACUUAAAGUGAGUUUAGAUAACACUAAACAUGACUACUAUACUAUCGGACAGUAUGAUCAUGUUCAGGAUGUUUACACUCCAGAUACUGGAUCAAUUGAUGGUGAUGGGGGAUUAAGAUAUGAUUAUGGAAAAUUUUAUGCUUCAAAAACUUUCUUUGAUAGUGCUGAGAAUAGAAGGAUCCUGUGGGGUUGGCUGAACGAAUCUUCAAGUGUUGAUGAUGAUAUGAAGAAGGGUUGGGCUGGAAUUCAGGGAGUUCCAAGAGUUAUUUUGCUUGAUAAAUCAAGAAAGCAACUAGUGCAAUGGCCAAUAAAGGAAAUUGAAAAGCUUCGUGUGAAUCCAGUCCACUUGCACAGAAAAGUCCUUAAAGGAGGAUCCUUGCUUGAAGUUUCUGGUGUCACAGCAGCACAGGCGGAUGUGGAGAUUUCAUUUAAGAUAGCAAACAUUGAAAAAGCAGAAGUGCUGAACCAAGAUGUAACUCAGAUGAACCCACAAAUGCUAUGUAGCCAAAAGGGUGCAUCAGUUAAAGGAAGUUUAGGUCCAUUUGGGUUGCACCUAUUUGCUUCAAAAGGAAUGCAAGAGUACACAUCAGUUUUCUUUAGAAUAUUCAAAGUCCAGAACAAAUAUGUGGUGCUCAUGUGCAGUGACCAAAGCAGGUCUUCAUUGAAUCCGACUACUGACAAAACAACUUACGGGGCAUUUUUGGCUGUUGACCCUCUUCAUGAGGAGCUGUCUUUAAGAUGCUUGAUUGAUCACUCAAUAGUGGAGAGCUUUGGUGGGAAAGGAAAGAGCUGCAUUUCAGCAAGAGUUUAUCCAAAAUUGGCUAUAAAUGAGGCUGCCCACUUGUAUGCUUUUAAUAAUGGAAGUCAGAGUGUUACCAUCACAAGAUUGAGUGCUUGGAGUAUGAAGAAGGCCAAAAUCAAUUGAAGAAAAGAAAUGGGGAGUGGGAUUGAGAAUUAAAGAAGCAUGGAUUGGGCAUUGAUUUGAACUAAUAUUUUUAUCAUGAGAAACUUAGCAAUUAUAUUGUCACCUAUUGAUUAUAAUUUUUGGUUAUGCUUGUUAGUCUAUCUGUAAUAUGUCUAUGUGGUGAUAUAAAAAUCUUGGGGAGUUCUAUUUUCCCAAGUAAUGCCAUAAUUAAUAGAAAUCACAUGAGAUUUUUUUUUU